AGAUGGCGAUUUCCCUGCCGACCUGCCAUGCGCGAAACCAAACAGCGGAUUAAAAGCAGCAAAAAGGAAGAAGUACCGAGCGCCAUUGCUCGAGUUGAAAUUUGCGCGAUUAUUCUGAGAACUUGUUUUUAUUGAGAACUUGCAAAGCAAACGGGUAUGGGAUUUGCGGCUUUCUAUUUAAUGCUCCAUUGUUGUAACAAAUUAUCAGUGGGGAGUUUUUCUGCGUCUGAACAGCGCCGUUGAGUCGAGGAUGCUAAAAGAUGAGUUUCUAGCUUAUCUUUUAUUUCACGGUGAUGCCAUACGAAAGAAAUUCAGAAAUUCCUAUGAAUAUUCCGCGACGAAAGGAAAACCUCAUAGUUGACACCUAUGGGAUCAUUGAUGCGUCGUACAUUUAUCAUCCUAUCCACGUUCUCCCUUCUGGGAUUGGUCAUCUUCCUGUCUUAUUCUGGUGAUGAAAUAAUCUCUGAUUCAUCUAAACCUCUCCAGCUUAAAUGGUUGAUCGACAAUCAUGGGUUCGUUCUGAACACGCCCGGAUGCCAGAUACCGGAUUGGGACCCUUAUGAUCCAUCUGUGCUUCCUUUCAUCAGCAAAGUCAAGUCACCAUAUAAGUGUCCGGGAAGACCACAAUUUAUGAACACUAGAGCUAAUGGCGUAAUAACCCUUGACCAUAAACUUCUGAGCUUCUAUUACGGCAUGCAUCCAAAUAAUCUAUCGUGUACUUACCGUCCCAUAUUAAGGGAUCCUGGGACAGAAAAGGAUAGAACAGAUAAUAAAUAUGUAUUAGGAAGUUCUAAGAAAUUGCAGUUUGGUGUUCCUCUGAGCGAUGAAUUUCUUAUGGUCAAAUGUUCUAUGGGGGAUUUUCCGAAUUUAACUCAGUUCAUUCCUUUAGUGCCUCUAAAGUCUGAUGUGGAGGAAGAAAAGAACGCGAAAAGCCAACAUUCAUUAAAUUAUGAAAAACUGAAUAUCAUCAUCGUCGGCAUCGAUUCAGUUUCAAAACUGAAUUUUUUACGUCAUUUCCGAAAAACCCAUCGCUUUUUAAAAGAAAAUCUGUCAUCAUUUGAACUUAAAGGUUAUACUAAAGUAGCUGACAAUACGUUUCCGAACUUAGUGCCAUUACUUACUGGACAUUUUAUCGAGCAUUACUGGAAUGAGUCCAUUCAAGAUAUGUUCUUUGAUGAUAUUGAUUUUAUAUGGAAAAAUUAUUCAGAAAGAGGCUAUCGGACAUUAUUUGCAGAAGAUGCGCCACAUAUAGCAACGUUUAAUUACUUAAAAAGAGGUUUUCGAGAUCCACCAGCUGAUUAUUAUUUCCGUCCCUUCGCACUAGCUGUAGAAAAAUCUGCAGUUAGAAGAGGAAGCAAAGUGAAUUGUUUACAGUCAAAGUUAGAAAUGGAUAUAUUGUAUAACUACUUGAAAGACUUCAUUAAAACGAUGAAUAAUAGACCUCUCUUUGCGUUUACAUUCGUUGCUAGGCUCACUCAUGAUAGUUUGAAUGCUGCUGGGUAUGCCGAUGAGCCAACUUUUCAUCUUUUGAGGGAUUUGCAUGACAAUGGUGCUUUAAAUACAAGUCUUAUGAUUCUCUUUAGUGAUCACGGAAUACGAUUUGGGCCCAUACGCCAAACUUACAUUGGGAAGUUCGAAGAGAGAAUGCCAUUUAUUUAUCUAUUCUUCCCAACAUGGUUUCUACAAAAGUAUCCCGAGUUCGCUGAAAAUCUCAGAAGAAAUCAAGAACGUUUGACAACUCCAUUUGAUAUUCAUGCAACUCUUGUGCAUCUGUUGAAUGUUACUCGACAGUCUGAUUUCAGUGAAGAGAAUGCAACUAUUUCUAGGUUGUCUCCUAAUGGUUUAAGCUUACUGGAAGAGAUACCAAAGGAGAGGAAUUGCGAACAAGCUAACAUUUUACCCCACUGGUGUCCUUGUCAGACUCAUCGACCUGUUCCAGUUACUGAGUCAGUAGUUGUGAAUUGCGCACUUGCACUCAUAGAUACUAUAAAUGAACAACUGAAACCUUACGAAAAUGUUUGCACUCCUUUAAAAAUGGGUAAAAUCCUGGACGCGCGCUUUGGACAAGCUAAUGAUAUGGUGCUACGAUUUGUGAAACAUCAGAAUGAUGUUAUAAAUCGUCACGUUGUUCUUGGUCAAAAGAUAAAUGCUCCAGGCGAUUACUUACUUGUGAUUAGUGUCAACCCAAGCGGGGGUAUCUUUGAAGGUACAGUUAGAUAUGAUAUGGAGGAUGGCACUUACCGUGUGUUAGAUGAUAUUAGUAGACUUAAUGUAUAUGGUAACCAAUCUGAUUGCAUUAAUAGCGCAAGAAUGCGAAAAUUCUGCUAUUGCAGAUCACAAACGCUAUUUCAUAAAUUUUUCAGAACCAUGAGAAACUCAUCACAUGCUUAAAAAUCUGAGUUUCAUUCAAGCUAAAUGGAAUUGUUCAAUAUUCGGUGCCACUUUUAAGAUUCUCCCUAAUGUGAUUUAUAAAAAUCAUUGCUUAGUUGCAUAAAAAUAUUAGGGACAUUUGUCUUUCAAGAUGCAUCAAACUGUGUUUAUUUUCCUGACUUACUAGUAACUAUCUUAAACAUUUACACAUUUAUGUUUGACAAUGUGAUGUUUUUUAUUAAACUAAUGAUUAGUUUGCCAUCUAACAAA
Molecule: messenger RNA, 2640 nt
Organism: Stegodyphus dumicola
Lineage: Eukaryota; Metazoa; Arthropoda; Arachnida; Araneae; Eresidae
Source: RefSeq, a predicted model, not a curated record